ACAGUGCAUUGUUAUUUGUAGGUUAAACAAUGGCGUCAAAACUGCCGAUAGUGAAAGCAAAGGCCGUUGAAGCUUCAAAGUUCUUGACCAAGAAUGGAUGUGCAUACUACAAGCAGAUGUUGGAGCAGAACAAACAAUACAUUCAAGAGCCACCUACUGUGGAGAAAUGCCAGCAUUUGGCGAAACAAGUGUUCUAUACUCGCUUAGCUAGUAUUCCUGGACGUUAUCAAGCAUUCUGGAAGGAACUUGAUGAUGUCAGGAACUUGUGGAAGCACAGACAGGAGCUGAAAAUUGAGGAUGCUGGCAUUGCUGCUCUUUUUGGGCUAGAAUGUUUUGCUUGGUUUUGUGCUGGGGAGAUUGUAGGUCGAGGGUUCACGAUUACUGGUUAUUAUGUCUAAAUCUCCCAAAUAUUAGGUUUCAAAGUAAUGACUUGUAUCACUGUCGAUAAAAGAUCAUCUUCAAUCUCUAACUUGUGCGGGAUAACACAUACCAACGAGAUACAGAUUUUCAAAUUUUGAUGUUUGGCAAGUACAAUUUACGUAGAGGAUGAGUUAGGAGCCAUAUGUUUGCUUCAAUAAAGCAGCUUUGAGCAUAUUGUUUUCAUGAUUACUGUUUCUUGUUACAUAAUUAAAUCC
Molecule: messenger RNA, 635 nt
Organism: Solanum verrucosum
Lineage: Eukaryota; Viridiplantae; Streptophyta; Magnoliopsida; Solanales; Solanaceae
Exons: 2
Coding region: 30-398 (122 amino acids)
Biological process (GO): proton motive force-driven ATP synthesis
Molecular function (GO): proton transmembrane transporter activity
Source: RefSeq, a predicted model, not a curated record